Molecule: messenger RNA, 1287 nt
Organism: Aspergillus brunneoviolaceus CBS 621.78
Lineage: Eukaryota; Fungi; Ascomycota; Eurotiomycetes; Eurotiales; Aspergillaceae
Product: ubiquitin-specific protease OTU1
Exons: 2
Coding region: 200-1198 (332 amino acids)
Biological process (GO): protein deubiquitination; endoplasmic reticulum unfolded protein response
Cellular component (GO): cytosol; nucleus
Molecular function (GO): cysteine-type deubiquitinase activity
Source: RefSeq, a predicted model, not a curated record
AGCCAUGCCCCACCUUCCAGUCAACCAGGGAUAAGUUACCUGACCUACCUCAACCUACUUAUAUAAAUGCUUAUCCAUAAAACUCAUAGCAACAUCUGAUCAACUCAGACUAGUGCUACAAGACUACUUUGCCCAGCUAGUGGUCAAAUGCCAUCUAGAUAUACACAUACUUGUUCUUCUGUCUUCGCUUCGAGCCACAAUGAGAAUCCGAAUACGCGGUCCGACUGGACAGUCGACCGUUUCUCUAGAUGACGAAGCAAAUGUCGAUGUACUCCGCAGACAAAUCACAGAGUCAACCGGACUAUCAGACUACGACGUGAAAUAUGGGUAUCCACAAAUCAAGCCUCUUUCGUUAGAGGGCUUCCCACCUAACCGGAAACUAUCCGACCUGGGGAUGACUCUGAAUGGGGAACAGUUAAUUGUCACGAGCAAAGAAGGCAGCCUCCCCUCUGACAUGAGCCGCGAUCAACACGAGACUACUACUGAUCGGCAACAACCGUUGAACGGGCUGCUCGCUGACAAGACUUCGAAUGAGGGCUCCGAUGACCCGCCGGAGAUUCCAUCACCGGAACAUCAUGGUACCUUCGUCCUCCGGAUCAUGCCUGACGAUAACUCGUGCCUAUUCCGCGCCAUCAGUAGCGCGACCAUGGCUGGGGUGGAUGUGAUGACUGAGUUACGAUCUGUUGUUGCGCAGACUAUACAGGCAAACCCGGACCUAUAUACCGAGGCGGUGCUGGAAAAAAAGCCGGACGACUACUGUCAAUGGAUCCAGAAUGAGGACUCUUGGGGCGGGGGCAUCGAGCUCAGCAUAUUGAGUAAACAUUUUGAUAUUGAGAUUUGCUCGAUUGAUGUGCAAACCCUGCGGGUCGAUUCGUUUAACGAGGGCCCCUCAAUGCGGUGCAUCGUGGUCUAUUCGGGCAUCCACUACGAUACUAUUGCCCUGUCGCCUUCAAGUCCGCCGUAUACCCAUGCAGAUGUCCCCGCCGAUUUCGAUACCAAAGUUUUUGACGCCAACGACCCUUUGGUCCUGAAAAAGUCCCUGGCCUUGUGCAAGGUUCUGCAAGAGCGGCAUUAUUACACGGAUACUGCAGGGUUUCGUCUGCGCUGCAAUACGUGCGGUAGAACUUUUGUGGGCGAAAGAGGCGCUACACAGCAUGCAGAACAGACUGGGCAUGUCGAUUUCGGAGAAGCUGACUGAAAGCGACGAGAAUCCUCGCCGAGUAUCGACUUGCGUAUGCUUCGCUGAAACCUAGAUUCAAAGUUUAUGGGAAAUCUGAGUGGCCCGGU